UCCACAUACAACCUCAGUGAACCCACCAUCCGCCGCAUUGCGGCCAGACAUGGUCUCCACCGCCGAGUCAUGCGCCGUACCCCUUUCUUACGCCCACAAGCAAUCGAAAAGCGGAUCAAUUGGGCAAAGGAUAAUGUAGGACAGGAUUGGAGCCGAGUUAUCUUCACAGAUGAGAUGUCUUUGGAGUUGGGACUUGCAAGGCGUGCUUAUACAACUCGAGGAGUUGGACAGGCGUUUGAUUUGAAACAUCUUCAACCAACAUUUCGAUCUGGGAGGAAGUCUAUCAUGGUAUGGGGUGCUAUGGCACAUAAUCAUAAAUUCCCUCUCAUUCUUCUUCCUCCUGGAGGACUCAAUGCCGCUCGCUAUUCCGAGAUUGUCUUACCAAAGCUGAAGGAGUAUGAAGAGAUAUUGUCUGCAGAGAUUGACCGAAUGGUGAUUGAAGACAACGCUCCAUGCCACAAAGCAAAACACAGUCAGCAAAAGCGUGAUACACUUGGUGUCCAUUCACUUAUCCACCCUCCCUCAUCUCCGGAUGUUAAUCCUAUCGAGAAUCUCUGGUCAAUGGUGAAGUACAAGGUUAGCAAGCGCCUUCCAAGAGCGACAAAUGUGGAGCAGUUGUUUGAACAUUGUGUGGCGGAGUGGGAAGCUAUAGACAUGGAUAUUGUCAACAAGGUGGUGGCUAGCAUGCCAAGGAGGGUUGAGGCUGUCAAGCAUGCUAAGGGG
Molecule: messenger RNA, 723 nt
Organism: Tremella mesenterica DSM 1558
Lineage: Eukaryota; Fungi; Basidiomycota; Tremellomycetes; Tremellales; Tremellaceae
Exons: 2
Biological process (GO): DNA transposition; DNA integration
Molecular function (GO): DNA binding
Source: RefSeq, a predicted model, not a curated record